CAUUGAUGUAAGGCUUGAGGCUUGAAGUUGAGCACUGAGCAGUGCUUUCUUUGCUGGGGAACCUUGCAAGCGAAUGUCAGCAUGCUGGCUCUUGCCUAGUCGCAGAUGUGAGGUGGUGCGGCUAGGGCAGACUGAUGCUGGGAAAAGGGAGUGAGGUUUUGAUGUCUUAAUAGUUGAUGUCAGUGGGGCUUCAUACAACGCGCAACUGGUGGACUCAUCCGCGACGGUGCUGCCAAAUAAGCAGAAGUGGGCUGCCUUUAUACGCUUUGACAUCUGGAACGUGGACAUCAUAUUGAUGUCGAGCAGCAUCAUUGAUUGGGAGCUUCAGAUAACAAGAGAAUGAGUCGCUCAGGAGCUAGGAGUGCUUUGAGAAUAGAGUCUGUGCUGGCCUUGAGGAGACAGGAAACACACCCCGGUCAGGUCACAUUACAUUCUUCUUUAACGACCACAGGCCUUCAAAGAAAACUCCUAUGCAGAACAAGGGCAAAGUGCCGCCUAUUAAGUAGUCAAGUUACGAGUUUUUCAGCCGGUCAGAUCAUUUGCGACAGGCCAGGCCCUUUCAGUGGGGAAGCCCUUAAGAAGUGCAACUUCGUAAGAUUUACUCCUUGGCGAACUGGAAAAGUGACUGCACAUUCAACAGGAGAAGAGGUGGAAGGGGCUUCCAACCAAAAGAAGCUGGUGGAAGGGGCUUUGAACCAGAAGAAGCUGAGUCACGAAUGGAUCCGAGCAGAAAGGGUGUUGCAACAGCAGGCGGAAGAGAGCCGGCGACCAGAUGCCCUGUAUCAAGAUACCAUAGCCGGGCCACUGCUGGAAGCACGUGGGCCGAGGCUAGAGGGUCGAGAAAGCGUCGGCGCUCUCCGAUCGGAAGAGCAAAUGGCGAAUGCUCUGGCUACCCGUUACGUUGAUGACACACUGCUGGCGACAGUGGAAAACGAAGCUCUCAACGUGAAGCAGGUUGUUUUCCUGUCGAGCGGAGCCGAGACGCGGCCCUACCGGUUGCGUUGGCCUGCCAGCACUGUUUUCUUCGAAGUGGCGCCCGCUGCCGCCCUGUCCCAAGCUCAGGCGCUUGCUAAAGCCGCUGGUGUGAAUGUCCCCCGGGGUAGAAUGCUAGUACGAGUAGAGGCGGACUGGGAGGCCGGGGGCGAGCACUGGGCCAAGCAGCUGACGAGGAGAGCGUACCAGGGGACGAAGCCGAGCGUGUGGGUCCUGCAGGGCUGUGACGUUUCGCCGAGCGCUCUCCUCGACUUGCUUCUUGACAUCGGUGAUCUGGCACACGCGCACGCCAUUUUGGUAGGACAGCUGCCCACGUCAGCACUCCCCUCAGACAAGGAGCGGAGUCCUGAGGCAGUUGCAUCCCGACUUUUCGCCGAGCACGGAUUCUCCUUCGAGGUGAUAGAUCGGCAAAAACUUGCCGAGCAGUAUGCGGUAGACGCGUCAGAAGGUGGGCAGGAUUAUACCGGGCAUAUGUUAUUUGAGGCGGUGCAGCGGCGGUUGUCGCAAGCGCAGCUCGAGGCGCUUCAACCGCAGAUUGAAAACAUGGAAGAGGAUCGUGACGGGGAAGAAGGAUUCGAGGACCUUUGGUAGGCGAAUGCAUCAUGUUAUGGUUCAAAAUGCGAUGCUUCGAAAUUUGGCGGCAGGCUGAAUUAAUAGUGGACAGCGCAAUUUGGAGAUCCGCCUAAUUGCAAAUGUGAAGUUGGGGCAAGAUUCAUGUCGUUGUUACACAGCACUAAAAGAAUAAAGCGCGUGGAUUAGCUGGUAAGGGAAGUUCAAGCUGCAAUCUGCCGCGAAUGUGGGAACUUGAAAUACGCUGCUAUCCGACAUGUUUUAUUGAGCUAGGAAAUCUCAACCCUCACUUAAUCAAUUUAUCUGGGCAGCAUCCUUUAAACAUCAAGCGUAACCAUGCACUUGCAGCAUCCGAUUUAAGCCUUAAGAGUAUAUGUCAAUCGCACUUAGAGCAGCUAGAGCAAAACAUGAGCUAGGUUCGAGCUUUCAGGCAGUAUAAGGGCGUUCACUGGCAGGC
Molecule: messenger RNA, 2020 nt
Organism: Klebsormidium nitens
Lineage: Eukaryota; Viridiplantae; Streptophyta; Klebsormidiophyceae; Klebsormidiales; Klebsormidiaceae
Source: the annotation of a GenBank genome assembly